UAGGAUUCGUCCCUUCUCAUUCAGCGUGUUCAGGUUUGAAGAACCACUCAAUUCCAAAAUAUAAGACCGGAAGUUUUCUCGACAGCUAGAUACUUGAGGUGUGUUAUCAGUAGGAUGGUCUUGGGACUUAUCUUCUUUCAGUUUACGGAGAAAGUGACGAAAUGAUUUGAUUACUAUGAGAAUGAGAUACAUUAUUAUCUUGGUUUUGUUGUUGCUAAAUAUCAGUCACUUGGAUCUGUCCUGGGCUCAAGGGUCCAUGAAGAACAGAUCAAGUCGGGAUGUUUCCUGCAGAGAGAGCCUGGAGUAUGAACAUGAUAACAUCUGCUGCCUGAACUGCCCUGCUGGAACCUUUGUGAAAACGGCCUGCCUUACUGCUUCGGAAAAAGGAGAGUGUAAAACAUGCGAGUUUGACACAUACACUGAGCAUGAAAAUGGACUGCAGAAGUGUUUAUCGUGCAGCAUGUGCCGUAUAGAUCAGGAAACCACUGAGAAAUGCACAAUUACCCAGAACACAAAGUGCAAGUGCAAACAGGGGUCAUUUUGCUUACCUGACCAGGCAUGUGAGGUGUGCAAGAAAUGCAGCAGAUGCAAAGAGGAUGAGGAGACUGUAAAAGGCUGUACACACAUUUCCAACACAGUUUGUAGGAAGAGAAGUUCUUCAGGAAGCUCCAUCUCAGUGACUUUCAUUGUUGUUCCACUAAUUGCAAUGCUGGCAUGCAUUUUGUGUAUCGUCUACUGGACAAAGUCAAAACCAAGUAAAGGAGCGGUCACAUCAAGGAGUCCAAGGGAAAUGGUUAAGAUCUGUAUGGGUGACAAUGAGGAGGUGAUAGAGGAGAGGCAAAAUGCCCAGAAUUCCAAGAUCAAUGACUCCUCUCAGCUCCAGCCAUUUCUUGAGCAAAACUAUACGGUGUGUACCCAUGCACCUGCUUCAUCAGAGAUGGAAAAAGACAGGGGCCUAGGGGACAGCCUCCCCAACACCGCCAACUCUUCACAAAUUAGCCUGGCCAUGUCCGCUGUCCCCAUUGACCUCCAGCCCCUCCACACUAACCAGCCUCCAAGCUCUGCAAUUGCCUGGCAGCCUCACACUUUGGAACGAGAGUGGUCAAGAAGAGUCGUUCCUUUGAACGGAGAGGAAUCGUUGAAGAAAACGUUUGAUUUCUUUGAAGAAAUGGAUGUUCACUAUCAUAACAGAUUCUUCAGGUUCAUUGGACUGAGUGAUAAUUCAAUCAAAAGUACAGAUUCUCUUUUUCCAGAAGACAGAGUUUAUGAACUUUUAAAAAUCUGGAUGGAAAAGGAGGGACUGAAGGCAGAUUUCAACAGUCUUAUUGAAGCAUUAAUCUAUUUAGACCAAAGGCUGUCAGCAGAAAAUAUUGUUACAAAGGCAGUUAGUAAUGGUUACUUCAAAUAUGAAGAUGAGUGACUGGAAACAAACAAAUAUUGUCACCAUUUUAGUGACCUCAGGUACCAAAGGUAUGCUUUUUUUUUUUGCAUUGCUUAGCUUAUGUAGUGUUAUUUCCUAGCUAUUCCAAAAUGGAACAUGUUUCAAUAUUUAUUACGUUGGCCAAUAAUGUUCAAAUGUUUAGAAAAGGUAAAUGCUAUGCUGCUGUUUAUAUUAGUUACAUUUGGAGGAAAAAAAGUGAUAUUUAAGACUUCUAAUAUUAUGAAAUGUUGAGUUACUAUUAUUGUGGUCGCAUUCUUUCCCAAUUUGUAGACAAAAUUGAUGUACAUAUGAUCUUGAAUAGGUUAACAUAUCAUGUGAAUUAUUUUGUUGUGAACUAAUAAAAGCAAUUCAUUUGUA
Molecule: messenger RNA, 1798 nt
Organism: Pimephales promelas (fathead minnow)
Lineage: Eukaryota; Metazoa; Chordata; Actinopteri; Cypriniformes; Leuciscidae
Gene: hdr
Product: hematopoietic death receptor
Biological process (GO): positive regulation of apoptotic process; TRAIL-activated apoptotic signaling pathway
Cellular component (GO): cell surface; plasma membrane
Molecular function (GO): protein binding
Source: RefSeq, a predicted model, not a curated record